AUGGCCUAUGUAGUGGAUACUGAUACGCCUGGAGGCGUAGAGCGUUGGGUCCAACCCCUGGGUCCAACCUGGUACGACGACACCUACCCAGCCUGCUCGGGGCCUCCUCCUCCUCGAAAAGAAAGGUCCCUCAUAUACGUCCGCGCUCCUCGCUACGAGAUGAGCUUUAGCGAGGAACCGCUGGAGAGUAUCAAGGAUCAAAACGACCAUUAUGGUAAUAACCAAGAUUCGAUUAGUGUCUGGGAUUAUUACAAUGAACAUGCAGCCAAAACUGACGCGGACAUCCUUACGGAAGCAAACGAGACUGCGGGGAUUCUCCUGACAUUUGCGGGUCUAUUCUCGGCCGCUGUCGCGGCAUUUAUUGCUAUUGCUUUCCCAAAAUUGUCGGCAGACCCAAACGACACCCUCGUGGCUAUCCUUCAAGUUUUGAGUCAAGGUGGACAGCCAAGCAUUACAAUCCAAAAGCCGCCAGUGUACGGUAUUCGUGUCAACGCUUUUCUAUUCGGGGCUCUGAGCGUCGCUCUGGUUGUCGCGGUACUCUGCAUCUUUAUAAAUCAGUGGGCACGCAACUAUCAACGUGAGAUCGCCACUCAAUACUCAUCACCUCAUCAUGAAGCUCGUGCCCGUUUUGUUCUCCAUCGGGGUAUGAAGCGAUACGAUUUCAUUGCCUUCCUCGACUGGCUCUCUGUCAUCAUGCUUCUUGCCGUCUUUCUUGCUAUGAUUGGCAUUUUCGACCUCAUCUUCUCUACUUGUCCUCAUGUUGGAUAUAUUCCCGUUAUAUCGUUCACCUUAGGCAUAGGUAUAGUUCUAUGGCGUACCUUGCAAGCUAUUCAACACCCCGACGCCCCUUUUCGGUCUCCCCUCUCUCGAGUUUUGGGAGCUCUACUUGGAAUCUUGCGCAAUAUGCCGGUAAAGCGGCAAAAGAGGAAAUACAACCUCUUACCACUGCUACUCACCCCAAAUACGGACAACUCGGGAGAGCGCGGCAACGCUAUCAAAGAAUAUGUCAAGUCACGUGCUGAACUCGACCUCGAGAUCAUUAUUCAUAACAUGCUUCAAGCCGAUAAGACAACCGAGCGCUGGCUUCUCGACCGUUGCUUCAAGAAAAUCCCCUCCCUUACAUGGGUGUCGGAGAACGUCAAGACUAGUGGGAUUCUCUCGCACCCUGUUAUUCUUGGCACAAGUGUCUUCCUCACCAAGACCUGUGUGCAAGCUGCACCGAACAAAGGCGACAAUGCACUGGUGCCCACACGUUUCGAGCGUGCGCAGACGCUGGCCCAGUUUAUUGUAUGGUUCCUCUGGCUGGAUUCCGGAGCGUUCCGUUCAAAGGCUCAGGAUCCAGCUUUAAUAACGCCAUGGAUGAAUCUGGUUCGCGAACAUGGCCGGCACGCCUUGAGUGCUCUAUCAAGCCUUAAACCAACUCCCGAGCAUGUCGCAACCAAAGAAAGUCUCAUUACAGCAGUAUGCACUGCGUAUAGCGCCAUUGGUCUCCUCGAGCACAUUCCAAUCGACAAUGAUGACACUACAAGCUUCACGACUCACUGUGGGCCCUGUUCGCGGAGACUGGAAGAUCUCAGAGGGGCAGUAACUAAGGUUCCUGAAGUCCCUUGUACAAGCGAACCCAAACAGCCACAUACUCUUGCAUUAUUUCAGGCAAUUGUGGCGCUUCUCUCAAUGCGCGGUGAUUGCAUGCGUGAACUAACCGGAUGCGCAUUCGAAAUUGAAUCUGAAGAAAUAGUGCUGCUCAUCAAACAGUGGCUGUAUAGUACAUUUUACAGACCUUCUCAAGACGAGAUACAUAUACUAUUGAGAAUUCUGGAGACACGGAGCACUCGAGCCAGUGAAGGGGCAAAAGAGAUAUGGUUUAGACCCCUCUUGGGUUUUGUUCGCUCAAUUAACUCCUCAGAGACCCCCGAAACUCCCGCUCCUACCGCUCGGGAGGCUAUUAUUCCGGUGACUCGCCCGAACGAAAAUAACUCUGGCCGGCUAUCUACCUCAACUAAACACAAACUACCGCCACCCACUACCCAACCCCAAGCAACAAACAACCAACUUAGCGACCGCUAUCGGUCUGUCAAUCAGGUGUCUGCCCAUGCGGAACCCCUACCAACCAUCUCCUCUCCAAGGGCAGAGGCCAUCGAGGCCAAGUCUUCCCAACAACCCCGCCCGCCAUCUUAUACAACUGCCGCGUCCUAUAAUACGGGGGCUAUUGCUGGACAUCGGGCCAGGGUGAUACAAGACGCCUCGGCCAAUCCUUUCCAGCAACCAACUGCGGCAAUGGUAGCAGAAAAAGACUCUGUUACUUGGAGUCACAAAGCCACGCGGGAUGUUGUCAUUGCGCCCACAAUGCACUCGAUACCGCUUGCUCCCUUUUCUACGUCGUCUUCAGAAGAGGAACCAGGAAAAGUUCCCAAAGACUACUCGACUGCCCUCGACGCCUCGAUGACGACGCAACUUUCCAGCGUUUAUAGGGCUUUAAAUUCGUCUCCUGACGUUCCCCUUCGGUCUUCCAACGAUCCCCUUAACAGCACUUACAUUCAUUAUCUCCAGCCUUCCGAUGAUGAUAUCUAA
This is a messenger RNA of Serendipita indica DSM 11827, 2571 nucleotides long. The record is from the annotation of a GenBank genome assembly. Lineage: Eukaryota; Fungi; Basidiomycota; Agaricomycetes; Sebacinales; Serendipitaceae.